AUGGAACCGAGAACAUUUAUUACAAAUUUCAGGGACAAUUAUCGCAACAAGAAUGCCUUGCUGAAGCCAGAUCAGUCGACAAUUUCUCGCUGGUAUGGAGAAUUCAAACGUGGACGGGUGAGUCUUAGCGACGAUCCCAGGGUGGGUGCACCAAAAACGGCAGUCACUCAGGAAAACGUAGAUGCUAUUGAGGCGUCCUUGAAGAUCUCAAGUACCUCAAUUCAAAAAAUUUUACAUGAAGCAUUAGGAGUAAGAAUAUUAGUUUCUGGUUGGAUACCCCACCUGUUGACUGAAGAGCAGAAAGCAGCCAGGGUUAAUUGGUGUCAAAAGACGCUUGACCGUUUCAAUUUCGGAAACUCAAAAAAUGUGUACAGCAUUGUUAGUGGUGAUGAAUCGUGGAUUUACUGUUAUGAACCAGAAAAUAAUGACAGUGAAGAAAAUCCAACAAAAGUCAUCCGUUCUCGAAGUGUUUCGAACAAGACGGUCGCGACAUUUUUGCCAAAAGCGGGUCAUAUUGCAACAAUUCCUCUCAAUCAGCAAAGAACUGUUACUGUGGAUUGGUAUACCACCAUUUGUUUGCCAAAAGUCAUCACCGGGCUUCGAAAAAUCAAGCCCGAAAGAAGAAUCAUCCUCCACCAAGACAAUGCAAGCUCGCACACAGCUCAAAGGACAAGGCAGUAUUUAACGGAAGAAAACGUGGAAUUAUUGGACCAUCCUCCAUAUAGUCUCGAUCUAAGUCCUAACGAUUUCUUUACUUUCCCGAAAAUUAAAAACAGACUGCGUGGUCAAAGGUUCCAGUCACCAGAAGAAGCAGUUGACGCAUUCAAAAAUGCCGUUUUGGAUCUGCCAGCAAACGAGUGGAAUAAGUGCUUCGAAAAUUGGUUCGAGCGCAUGCAGAUGUGUAUUAAUCUUCGUGGAGAAUACUUCGAAAAACAAUAA
This is a messenger RNA of Acanthoscelides obtectus, 939 nucleotides long. The record is from the annotation of a GenBank genome assembly. NCBI's taxonomy places the organism in Eukaryota, Metazoa, Arthropoda, Insecta, Coleoptera, Chrysomelidae.